GAUUCACACUGAGGGUUUCUUGGCACACUAUCUCUUCCCUCCUCCUCCCCAGGAGAUUUUCACAAAGCAGUACCCUGGCUAGGCUGUGCCCCCAGGCCCUCACUGGGGAAUUCUUAAGCCCCUUCAUCUUGCUUUUGAGCCAUGUCUGGGUAUUAUCCAGGCUAUUGUGGAACUAGACAAUUCUCCUGGCACCACAGUGACGCUGGAAGACAGGAAUCCUCUCAGCACUUGUGAUGCUUUUAUAUGGGCAUUCCAUGCUGUCACCAGAACCGUGCAGCCGGUACAAACCCCUGUAAACACAAACUGAUGUGUUCAGACAUGCGGUUUGGAGUGAGUGUAGACACUUCAAUUUGUCCACAUCACUUCUGUGAAUACCUGAGCUCAGGCUGUCUGGCUUUAGAGUGUCUUUACUUACUGAGCCAUCUUGAACAAUCUAAACCCCCUCAACCUCCAUCAGGGCAGGCUCUCAUUAUAUAGUCCUGGCUGGCCUGCAACUCACUAUGUAGACUAGGCUGGCCUCGAAUUCAGAGACCUGACAGCCUGUUUCCUUAGUGCUGGGAUUAGAGGUGUGUGUCACCGCAUCUGGCCUAAAUAUUUUUAAAAUGUACUUACACACCAGGAGUGGAAUUCAUGCCUUUAGUCCCAGUACUCAGGAGGCAGAGGCAGGUGGAUCUCUGCCAGUUCGUGGCCAGCCUGGUCUAUAUACCAAGUUCUAGGACAGCCAGGUCCACACUGAGAAAUCUUGUCUUUGGAAACCAAACCAAAACGAAAAACAUUUACUUGCAAUGUUUCAUGGAGUGUAACCUGCCACUUGUAUUCUCACACUGGCACUCAGAAAGCGGUAGGUUUGAGUAUGGGGUACACCCAAGUGGUCCAGCCUGGGCUCAGCAUGCAUGGGCCCCUGGAAUGAGGUUUCCCGAGUUCAGCAGUGUUAGGCUCACACAGCACCAGGCACUCCUCUGGUUGCUAGGCUCAGUGCUUAAGAGCACUGAUCGACUUCCCACCACCCACACUGAGGUCCACAGGUCAAACUCAGUCUGGGGUAUCCCAUGCCCUUUCCUGGCCUCUGCAAGCACGUGCUACAGUACACCCGUGUACACAUAAAAAGUAAGUAAAAACAGAGGGGGAAAUAGAGAAGGGUUAUGUGGGUCUUCCUGGUGGAAGCAGCUGGGGUCACCUCCAAUAUUCACACCCUGGCUGAUCUACUUGGGUCAAUGAUCUUAACAGUCUCAAAGGUUUCCGUAUUUCCCAAAAUAGAACGAGCAGCUGGGAGACACCUGUUCACGCGCACGAGUGGGGGCAGUUUCACAUCCAAAAGCAACAGGAUGUUCAGAACUGUCCUGCGGAGUUCUCUCUUCGGCGGGCAGCUGUGGGCUGAGGGCCACAAACCACAGCACCUGCUAGGUUUAACCAGAAAGGCGAGUCUGGCCAGGACCGGAAAGUAGGGAGGGCCGGACAGGUGCGCCGACGUCUGGGUAUGUGGAAUAGAAUCCCACUCCUUAGCCCAACCUGGCGUCGAACUCACUCACAGCCAGCCUCCUGCCCUGGUCACCGAGUGCAGGUGCGACUCUGUGAUGCAGAAGUUGGCCCACUCUGUGCAGCUGCACGCCAGUCACCGCGCACUCCGACCGGGGAAGGACAAUCGGUGCCACCAAGGCGUGCCCCGCCCACCACCCCAGAGCCCGGAGUGCACUGGGGUUCCCGGAACAGCCGGCCCGGCCCGGGCGAGGCAUCAUCUGCGCAUGCGCCCAGAGCCCAGGCUCAAAGCUCUGGGACCCAGGGUAGUUCGGCCAUCGCGCAGGCGCACUGGCGGCUUCCCCGCUGCAGCCAUGGCCGCGUCCGCGCCUGGUCUCAUCUCGGUCUUCUCCAGCCCGCAAGAGUUGGGCGCGUCGCUGGCGCAGCUGGUAGCGCAGCGGGCCGCGAGCUGCCUGGAAGGGAACCGUGGCCGCUUCGCGCUCGGCCUGUCGGGCGGCAGCCUGGUCUCCAUGCUGGCCCGGGAUCUGCCCGCCGCCGUCGCUCCCGCCGGGCCCGACAGCUUCGCGCGCUGGACGCUCGGCUUCUGCGACGAGCGCCUCGUGCCCUUCGAGCACGCCGAGAGCACGUACGGCCUCUACCGGACACACCUGCUCUCAAAGCUGCUCAUCCCAGACAGCCAGGUCCUCACUGUCAAUCCUGCCUUGCCCGUGGAGGACGCUGCAGAGGACUAUGCCGGGAAGCUGAGGCAGGAGCAAGAGAAGAUUGUGGCUCCCAUCAGUGACUCCCCAAAACCACCACCGCAGAGGGUGACCCUGACGCUCCCUGUGCUGAAUGCAGCCCAGAGUAUCAUCUUCGUGGCCACAGGGGAAGGCAAGGCAGCUGUGCUGAAGCGCAUCCUGGAGGACAAAGACAGCUCGCUGCCCGCCACCAUGGUGCAGCCGCGCACGGGCGCCCUCUGCUGGUUCCUGGACGAGGCGGCCGCACGAUUGCUGUCGGUGCCCUUCGAGAAGCAUUCCACGCUGUAGCGCGGGGUACACACGCGUGGGCACUUUGGGGCUGGCCCCCGGCCUCUGCCCCGGGCUUUCUGGAAAAGCCUCCAGGGGCCGCGGGAGCGAGCCAACUGAGAAUUAAACGGAGCGUUCUGGAA
Alexandromys fortis (reed vole) is the source of this 2623-nucleotide messenger RNA. RefSeq names its product 6-phosphogluconolactonase (gene Pgls). The record is from RefSeq and is a predicted model, not a curated record. NCBI's taxonomy places the organism in Eukaryota, Metazoa, Chordata, Mammalia, Rodentia, Cricetidae. The transcript is spliced from 4 exons. Gene Ontology annotation, molecular function: 6-phosphogluconolactonase activity. Gene Ontology annotation, biological process: pentose-phosphate shunt; carbohydrate metabolic process. The coding region runs from base 1575 to 2501 and encodes 308 amino acids.